AAAGCCAAGACAGUACUAGAGCAGGCAGCACAUGAGCUUCCAAUCCUAUUUAUCCUGUGAGAAGAAAAUCACAAGGCUUCAGAACUAGAGAGUGCCAUCUGCUAGCAAGUUGUCGGUGUUUCGAUGAUCAGAGACCAAUCGGUUGUUAUGGACAGAAGACUGUGACGGGAUGCCGAGAUUGCAUGCAGAGCUGAUUGAUAACAUGUUAUAGUAGGUGUAAAUGAAAUAAGAGAUGGAGAAGAAAGAGAGCAAUGAAGGUGGAUCAAGCAUGUCACCAGAUAUUCAAGCUUUCUGUGACUUAGUUGAUCGAGAAGCCUACCGUAUACAGCUGCUAGAUCAGAUGAAGAAUCAGAAUUCAGGGAAGCAAUUAGUGAAUAAAACCACUACAUGGCAGCCUAUAUUUGAACCAGAGGAUUUCAAACUGCUAAGUGAAAAGGGCCCCAGGGACCUUGUAAAAGCACCAGUUGGAGGGAAGGAAGGUGACUCAAGAGAAACAAAAGAGAAGAGGUUGAUGAGAGGGAUGAAGAGGGUGGGAGAGCUGCUUCCUCCUAUAUUGGCUUAUAAAGAGAAGAUGCAAAAGACUACUGCUAGUAAAGGGUUAACCAUUGAUUUGAACAAGAUGGAUGAAUCUUUUCAUGAGUCUACCCAGUUUAGUGUUUAAUCAACAAUUGGGUGUAGCUUGCCAUCUAACCAUGUGAGCUGUAGAAUCCAUCUUAAAUUUGGAUAUAGCAUAGGAAAUAUCAAAUCUAAUAAGAUUCAGUUUGUGAUAUGGGUGAAAUAUUUUCUUGUAAUUAUGCUCUUAGGUGGAAGUUUUUCCUAUUGGAACUUUCAUUACUUGUUCAAAUGUUAUGUUAUCUUUUAUGUUGAGGAGAA
Messenger RNA from Elaeis guineensis (African oil palm), 873 nucleotides. The record is from RefSeq and is a predicted model, not a curated record. NCBI's taxonomy places the organism in Eukaryota, Viridiplantae, Streptophyta, Magnoliopsida, Arecales, Arecaceae.